Molecule: messenger RNA, 303 nt
Organism: Dissoconium aciculare CBS 342.82
Lineage: Eukaryota; Fungi; Ascomycota; Dothideomycetes; Mycosphaerellales; Dissoconiaceae
Exons: 2
Coding region: 1-303 (100 amino acids)
Source: RefSeq, a predicted model, not a curated record
AUGGUUUUCUACGCCUACGCAAAGAACAGUAACGACGAUUGGUCAUGGCGCUAUCUGAUCAUCGCACCUUCCUUCAAGGAGCUAGACGACUGGUACAAGACCGUCCGCACGCGAGUAGCAGACAACGUUCUCGUUCGCGUCUCGGAUGACUUCUACGUGUUUGACCGCUCCAAGUUCGAUCUCGGCUCGAGCACGAAGCCUGGCAAGGAGGCACCAAACCACAUGAACAAGAUGAUCUUCCAAUUGAUGAAUGACAACGGAGGACGGGGUAUCUCAACAUUCAUCAACUUGGCGGCGGAUUAA